Molecule: messenger RNA, 2464 nt
Organism: Caenorhabditis sp. 36 PRJEB53466
Lineage: Eukaryota; Metazoa; Nematoda; Chromadorea; Rhabditida; Rhabditidae
Source: the annotation of a GenBank genome assembly
AUGGCACAGAUCGCCGUUCGGAAUGGAAUGCAGGCGGUCGGAGAGGGACUCACGAGUCUCGUGAUCGUCGGAAAGCGCAGUGCCCUUCAGGCAGUCGCUUUCGACGCAAAACUGCAAAAAGUCGUCGGGAAAUUCGUGGAAGGUUCGCGUUUUUCGUAAAGAUUUGAUUUUAUUGAAUGAAUUCACGUAAAAGUGAAGAAGAAAGCGCAUUUUCGUGAAGAAAAUCAUAAAAAUGAUUCGGGAAAAUCGAAAAAAAAACAGUGAGAGCUUUCUUGCAGACAGUGCGACGUGGAGCAACCUCCAAUCACGGAUCCCCUCAUCGGGACGUCUUCCGUUGCACUACGACCUGGCGCACGUCAUCUCGGUCUCCGACUCAGCUUCCCGCCACAACACCCCCUCCAAUGCGCAUGCGCUCUACCGCGACUUCAAAUCGGUCACUUUUCCGGAAGACGUCAAAAAUGUGCACAUUGUCCUCUUCGCCGACUACUCGGACGUUUUGCCGCAAGUCUCGGCGAUCGCGCGCACGUUUUUCAAGUUUUCGAUGAAAACGACGGGGCUCCGCGAGCUCGCCGUCAACAUCGACGUCGUUUGUCCGAAGGUACGGCUGAUUCAUUGAUCUUUCUCCGCUUAUCGCAAAAUGACAGGCAGCAGACACCAUGUGCGCUAUCUGCAAAAAUGUAGAAAUGGAAGUGUUUGGGCGAUUACAUCAUUCCCCUGGAGACGGUUUGAGAGAGAGCUUCACGACAGUUUCUAGUGAUAACGGCCGGAAUUCUUUGAGAAAAAAUGGGGAAGAAGUGGGGUGACGCUAGGAAGAGGAAAUUCCGGGCCGGGCGGUUGCAAGUCUGCAUAGUUUUUUUUAUCAAUCACUUACAAUUGGCACAGGUAUCCAAACAGUUGGGGGCGAAGGGAACCACAGGUCCCCAUUCCAUGCAACACUUCAUUUGGUACCACGAGACGGGACCACCCCCGUCCCAUGCCGUUCGGAUACCUGCAAUUAUCAGGCUUAGAGUGUGUUCAGUGAAAAUGGUUGAUUAGAGCUGGCUCAAAAGUAGUUUGAAAGUUUGAAGUACAAUUUCCCAUUUCCAGCUGACGAAUGAAGAUGCACAAUACCUGGGCGAUUUGUGCGAAUCGAUCCGCGAGACUGCCCGUCUGGUGGACACGCCCGCCAACAUUUUGACGACCGACGCCCUACUCGAGGAGGCGCUCAGAGUGGGACGGGCGGUCGGAGCCAAGACGACCGUCAUCCGCGGCGAGGAACUUUUGAAGGCCGGCUUCGGAGGCAUCUAUCACGUCGGAAAAGCCGGUCCCACCCCGCCGUCUUUUGUGGUUCUCUCGCACGAGGUGCCCGGAUCGGAAGAGAACAUCGCACUGGUCGGAAAGGGAGUCGUUUACGAUACGGGCGGCAUGCAGAUCAAGGGAAAGACCGGAAUGCCCAGUGAGCAAAAUUUUGGUUUUGCUUCAAUUAUUGAAUUUGUAAUAUUCAGACAUGAAAAGAGACAUGGGCGGUGCGGCAGGAAUGCUCGAAACGUUUGGAGCGCUCGUAAAGAACGGAUUCGGACAGACGCUCCACGCGUGUCUUUGCAUUGUCGAAAAUCACGUCAGCCCGAUUGCCAAGUACGUUUCAACGGGUUUUUUUUUCAGUUAAUCUCCAGAAAUCGAAUAUAGACUUCUCUGUUGCUUUAGAUAAAAGUUCGAUUGUAUUAUGUUCUUCGAAAUGAGCCAGUAAAUGUAAGGUUUCUGUGGGAAAUUGUAGCAUCGGUGGAAAUUGUGAACCUGUAACUUUUUACAGAAACCUUUAGUUUGAAGAACAGGACACAAUUGAACUUUUAUCAGAAAACAGAUAUCUCUAUGUUCUACUUCUGGAGAUAAAUUGAUAAAAGCGCUCGUCGCAUGUGGUGGUCAAUUACUAUUGUUUUCCAGCAAACCAGACGACGUGAUCCGAAUGCUGAGCGGAAAAACGGUAGAGAUCAACAAUACGGACGCGGAGGGCCGUCUGAUUCUGGCGGACGGAGUGUACUACGCGAAAGAGACACUGAAGGCGAGCACGAUCAUCGACAUGGCCACGUUGACGGGCGCGCAGGCGUAUCUCUCGGGCCGUCUACACGCGGCCGCAAUGACGAACGACGAGCAGCUCGAGCAGCAGAUCAUCCGCGCAGGAAGACAGUCCGGAGACCUCGUCGCGCCAAUGCUCUUCGCGCCCGAUCUGUUCUUUUCCGAUCUGAAGUCGCCGAUCGCUGAUAUGCGCAAUUCAAACCUCGGCAAAAUGGAAGGACCCCCGUCGGCGAUCGCAGGACUCUUCAUCGGAGCGCACAUUGGCUUCGGAGACGGUGUCCGCUGGCUUCAUCUGGAUAUUGCGGCUCCGGCGGAAAGUGGAGAUCGGGCCACUGGAUACGGUCCCGCCCUCUUCUCGGCUCUGUUCGGAAGGUACACAAAGAUCCCGAUUCUUCAGCAAUAUCAACAGUGA